Babjeviella inositovora NRRL Y-12698 is the source of this 1414-nucleotide messenger RNA. RefSeq names its product aurora kinase (gene IPL1). NCBI's taxonomy places the organism in Eukaryota, Fungi, Ascomycota, Pichiomycetes, Serinales. Gene Ontology annotation, biological process: mitotic spindle organization; regulation of cytokinesis; protein phosphorylation. Gene Ontology annotation, cellular component: spindle midzone; spindle pole centrosome; spindle microtubule. The coding region runs from base 107 to 1354 and encodes 415 amino acids. The record is from RefSeq and is a predicted model, not a curated record. Gene Ontology annotation, molecular function: protein kinase activity; ATP binding. The transcript has 2 exons.
UGCAGAAGAUAUUGGCCCCAAGCUCUCAAAGGUGGCGGUGUCAGACAGGCCCCAAAAGAAUUUACAGCGAAACCCGUUGACAAAGAUACAGCUAAACUCCAGCCGAAUGUCACAGACCAGGCAGUGGAAGCCCACCAAUAUCUCAUGCAAGAAGAUUUCCGUUUCGCCCCGUCGCGUACCCAAUUCUGCCAACUACCUUAGCUCCACCAUAUCGUCGUCUCUAUCGUCUGCUCCCGUUCUCCGGAAGGAUAUUAGAAAAGACGGAAGAACGUCUAUAGCCGGAGAUAGAACUCUGAUGGCUAGAAUAUCGGUUAACAGAACGUCCAUGGCUAGGGAUAGAGCGUCGUUGACCAAAGACAGAACCUUGUCCAAAGAUAGAACAAAUGACAAAGAUAGAACGCGGCAGGUUCUCCCGCCCGACAGAACUUCGUUGAUUCGCAACGAUGCAUCCCUGAGUUUCAUAUCUCUUACUUCCCGAACACUGUCUCGCCUUAGCAGAGGCUAUCUGAAUCCCCUCCACGGGCUCACUCAGCCCACGCCGCGUGUGUACUGCUUGGAGGACUUUGAGAUAGGCCGGAAGCUCGGAAAAGGCAAGUUUGGAAAGGUCUACUGUGUCAAAGACAAACAAACAGGCUUCAUCUGUGCGUUGAAGGUGAUGGAAAAGAAGGAACUAAGCGAGUACAAAGUGGAGAAGCAGUUUCGACGGGAGGUGGAAAUCCAACUGAACCUCCGACACCCCAACAUCUUGCGGUUGUAUGGCUACUUCUACGACGCUACACGGGUGUAUCUCAUUCUUGAGUACCUGGUCAAUGGCGAGCUUUACAAGUUGUUGAAGCAGAAGGGCCAGUUCUCCGACGUUAGCGCCUCCCAUUACAUCUACCAGAUGGCGCUCGCGAUCCGCUACUUGCACCAGAAAAACAUCAUCCACCGGGACAUUAAGCCCGAAAACAUUCUCCUAGGCUUCAACGAUGUGGUCAAGAUUAGUGAUUUUGGCUGGUCCGUGCACUCGCUCUCCAGCAGCAAGCGCGCCACCAUGUGCGGGACCCUCGACUACCUUCCGCCGGAAAUGGUUGAAUCCAAAGACUACACCGAAAAGGUAGAUGUGUGGUCUUUGGGCGUGUUGUGCUACGAGUUUCUUGUGGGUAAGCCUCCCUUUGAGGAGGACUACAAGAACGCCACGUACCGACGCAUUGCAAAGGUGGACUUGCAAAUCCCCAGUUUCGUCAGCCACGAUGCGGCGGAUUUCAUCCAGCAGUUGCUCCAGCACGACCCGGAAAGGCGGUUUGACCUCAACCAGGUCGAGCACCAUCCGUGGAUUGUAAAGAACCGGCCGUUCUGGCCGAUCAAGAAGUGAAAGGUGUAAACUGUUUUCAUGAUUAUUAAUUUAGACAUAUAUCUAACCUGUAGUAUGCCG